Molecule: messenger RNA, 3549 nt
Organism: Pneumocystis murina B123
Lineage: Eukaryota; Fungi; Ascomycota; Pneumocystomycetes; Pneumocystales; Pneumocystaceae
Exons: 1
Coding region: 1-3549 (1182 amino acids)
Source: RefSeq, a predicted model, not a curated record
AUGGCACAGCCGGUUAAGAGGCAAGCAGCAGGACAAGCAGCAGGAAAUGAUGAGAUUAAGGAGGAACAGGUUUUGGGUUUAAUUGUGAAAAGUUAUUAUAGUGAUGAUAAUAAAUGCAAGGCAAACCUCAAACAAUAUUGUGAGGAAUUGAAGAAAAUAGAUGGAAAAUUGGAGAGUGUGGAUGUCAAAGUUAAGGGACUUUGUGAAAAUGGAAAAGAAGGAGAAAAAUGCAAAGAAUUAAAGAAAAAACUUGAAACUGAAUUGGGUGCUUUUAAAACAGAAGUUGAAAAUGCAUUGAAUAACCUAACAGAUGAAAAAUGUAGAAAAUAUGAAGAAAAAUGUCUAUUAUUAGAAGAAGCAGAUCCAAAUAAUCUUGAAGAGAAGUGCGUUAAGUUGAGAGAUAGAUGUUAUCGACAGAGACGUCAAGGAGUGGCAAAAGAAAUUCUUUUAAGAGCUCUUGAAGGGAAAGUUAAUAAUAAAGAUGAAUGUAAAAAAAGAAUGAAAGAAAUUUGUCAAGGAUUAAGUGAAUAUAGUGAUGAAUUAGUGUUUUCAUGUUUUAAUUCAGAUAAAACAUGUGAAUACCUUCAAAAGAAUCAUGGAGAUAGUUGUAAGCCUUUAGAGAAGGAACUUGAAGAUAAAGAAUUAGUGGAAAAAUGUCAAGAAUAUCUUGAAAAGUGUUAUUUUUAUGGAUCAAGUUGUAAGGAUACAAAAUGUGAUAAAGUCAAGAAUAAAUGUAAGGGAAAAGGGAUUGAAUAUGAAGGACCAAAAUUAGAUUUUAGUCCGGUUAGAGAAAAACCAAGAUUUCCAGAAAAGAUUGAAGUGGAAAAUCUUUAUAAAAAAGAAGAAGCUAAGGGAAUUAUUGUUGGAAAACCAAAAUAUAAGACGUUGCGAGAUUUAGCAUUAUUGUUGAUCAAAGAAAGGAAUGGAAAAGAUGAGGGAGAAAAAUGCAAAAAAGCGUUAGAAGAUUGUGAAUCUUUUAAACACCUAGAUUAUGGAUUAGAAGAAUUAUGUGGAGAUAAAGAUAAAGACAAUAAAUGCAAAGAAUUAGUAGAAGUAGAAGAUAGAUGUACGAAUUUUAAAUUAGAACUUUACAUAAAAGGAUUGUCUACGAAAUUUGAAGAUAUAGAAUCAGAUUAUUUUUCAUGGGGACAGGUAUCAAAAUCGGUUAGUAGGGAAGAUUGUAUAAAGUUUGAAUCGGAAUGUUUCCAUUUAGAAGGUGUAUGUACGAAUAAAAUUGGAAAAGCAUGUGAAAAUGUAAGAGUAGCAUGCUAUAAAAAGGGACAAGAUAGGGUGUUGAAUAGAUACUUUCAAGAAGGAUUGAAAGGGCUUAUUGGUGAUUUAGAAUUGGUUACUGAGAAUCUUGAAAAAUGUCAAAAAUCGGUAGUAGGUAAUUAUACAAAACUUAAGGAGGAUAGAAGAUACUUUACAAAGUGUCAUCGACCGACUGAACUAUGUUAUGAACUUUUAGAUGAUGUAAUUCUUCAAUCGGAAGAAUUAGAAGUAGUUUUAAAUUUGAGAAGAGAUUUUCCAAGAAAGGAAGAUUGUGUAGAAUUGAAGAAGAAGUGCAAAGAUCUUGAAAGUGAUUCAUAUUUGAAUCAUGAGAAAUGUAAUACACUGAAUAGACGAUGUGAAUAUUUAAAAGUUACAGAAGAAUUGAGAAAAAGAUUAUUAAAAAGAGGAGAUGAUGCAUUAAGAACUCAAGGAAAUUGUACGGCAGUAUUAAAGAAAGAAUGUGAGGAAUUAUCUAGAAGAGGAAAAGAAGAUUUUAGUGUUUCAUGUGCUUUACGAGAAGAAACAUGUAGUUUUAUGGUAGAACAAACAGAAAAUGAGUGUCUUUUUUUAAAAAAUAACAUGGAAAAUGGAAAAAUUAUAGAUAAAAUUGAAAAAGGAAAAGGAAAUGAAACAUUGGUUGAAGAACUCUGCACGUUGUUUGAUCCAUAUUGUCAUCAAUAUAUAGAAAAUUGUCCAGAUAGGUUGAAAAAAGAAAAAAAAUCCAAUAAGAAUGGAGUCUGUUUAGAACUGGAAGAGAAAUGCAAGCCAUUCUUUGAAAAGUUGAAAUUGGAGAAUGAAUUGACGCAUGAAUUGAAAGGUAGUUUAGGCAAAGAUGAUGAGUGUAAAAAAGCAUUGGGAAAGUAUUGUACUGAGCAGAAAAAUUCAGCAAAUCAGAAAUUCAAUAGUUUGUGUAAUACUGAUAAAGAUAAGGAUGUUGAGGGAAGAGUUUGCAAAAAGUUGGUUGAAAAAGUAAAAAGAAAAUGUCCAACCUUAGAAGAUAAACUGAAUGAAGAGAAAGAUGAAUUAAAGAAGAAGAAAGAUGAAUAUGAAAAGGUGAAACAGGAAUCAGAAAAAUUUACGAAGGAAGCUAAGUUAGUAUUAUCAAAACCUGAACAAGAUGGACAAGAUGGCAAUGCUCCUAAACCAGGGGGACCACCGGUACAGCCACCAGUACCAGGAGGAACACCAGGAGGCGUACCAGUACCAGCACCAACACUAGCACCACCAGCACCAGUACCAGGAGGAACACCAGGAGGAACACCAGUACCAGUACCAGUACCAGGAGGAACACCAGGAGGCGUACCAGUACCAGCACCAACACUAGCACCACCAGCACCAGUACCAGGAGGAACACCAGGAAGCGUACCAGUACCAGCACCAACACUAGCACCAGGAGCACCAGGAGCACCAGGAGCACCAGGAGCACCAGGAACACCAGGAGCACCAGGAGCACCAGGAACACCAGGAGCACCAGCAGGGCCAGCAGCACCAUCAACACCACCAGCACCAGCAGGGCCAGCAGGGCCAGCAGGGCCAGCAGGGCCAUCAGGAGGAACACCAGGAGCACCAGCAGGGCCACCAGCACCAGGAGGAUCAACACCAAGUGGAACGACAAACACGAGUAAUGUUAUACUUGUUCGGAGAACAUUUGUAAGUGGAGAAGUAUCAGAACCAGAAAAGAAGGCAUUUGUUGCAACGGCGAGAGCAUUGGAAUUGUAUUUAGAAUUGAAAGAGAAAUGUAAAGGUUUACAAGGAGACUGCGGGUUUAGAAAGGAUUGUCCAGGGUGUGAAGCGGCCUGUAAAGAAAUAGACAAGUUGUGUGAAGGAAUAGAAGGAUUAAAAGUUACACCGCAUCAUACGGUGAUAUCAACGGCGACACAGACAACGACGACGACAGCAACGACAACGACGACGACGACAACAACAACGACGACGACGACGACGACGACAACGACGGCAACGACGACAGAGUCGGUAGAUGGAGGGAAGGUAACGGAAGAAUGUACAUUAGUUCAGACGACAGAUACAUGGGUGACGAGUACAUCGUUGCAUACGAGUACGUUGACAAGUACAUCUACAGUGACAUCAACGGUGACAUUGACGUCGAUGCGAAAAUGCAAACCUACGAGAUGUACGAGUGAUUCAAGUAAAGAAACAGAAACACAAAAAGAGGAAGAGAAAGAGGAAGAAGUGAAACCGAAUGAAGGAAUGAAAAUAAGAGUUCCGGAAAUGAUAAAAAUCAUGUUGUUGGGAGUGAUUGUUAUGGGAAUGUUGUAA